AUGAAUGAAGACAAGGCCACGGCUGUGCUGCCCGACCAUGUCGAAGACGACGGCCUCAAGCCGGACAUCGAGGCCAAGGACCGCGACACCUCUCUCACGGCUAUCGGUGGCCGUGCCGGCGUCAACGACCGGCGGGACAACGCCUUGUACCAAGAGGCUCUGGCCCGCUACCCCAACGACGCCGCCAUCGACCCGGCCGACGAGAAGAAGCUCGUGCGCAAGCUCGACCGCCGCCUGCUCUGGAUCCUGGGCGUGUGCUACUUCUUCUACUACGUCGACAAGACCACGCUGUCGUAUGCCGCCAUCUUCGGCAUCAAGACGGACCUGCAUCUGGUCGGGGACGAGUACUCGUGGCUGUCCAGCGUCUUCUACUUUGGCUGGCUCGUCUGGUCCAUCCCCUCGAACCUGCUGCUGCAGCGCUCGCCGCCCGCCUACUACCUGGCCCUCAACAUCUUUCUGUGGGGCGUCUUUCUGAUGGUCCAGGCCGCCGUGAACAGCUUCGCCUCGCUGGCCGUCCUGCGCGUCAUCUCGGGCGCCUUUGAGGCCAUUGCCGACCCGGCCUUUAUGCUCUUCACGUCCAUGUUCUACACCAAGGACGAGCAGCCCUGGCGCAUCUCGGCCUGGUACCUGUGGAACGGCCUGGGCGUCGCCGGCGGCGGCAUCCUGGGCUACGGCAUCGGCCAGAUCCACGGCCACCUGGCCUCGUGGCGCUACGAGUUUCUGAUUGUCGGCGCCCUCUGCGCCGCCUGGGGCUUGGCCCUGUUCGUCUUGCUGCCCAACGCCCCGGGGCAGUUCCGCGGCUUUUCGCACGACGAAUCGCUGCUGCUGAUUGCCCGCAUGCGCCGCAACCAGUCGACCUUUGAGCAGACGCGGGUCAACUGGCGCCACAUCCGCGAGGCCCUGCUGGACUACAAGACGUGGCUGUUUUUCCUGCUGGGCUUCGUCUCGGCCGUGCCCAACGGCGGCAUCUCCAACUUCUCGACGCUCGUCAUCCAGGGCCUCGGCUUCGACACGCUGCACACGGCCCUGCUGGGCAUCCCGCAGGGCUUCACCGUCGUCGUCUGGAUCCUGCUGGGGGCCCUGGCCAACCACUAUAUGCCGCCCAACAGCCGCACGCUCGUCUGUGCCGUUUUUAUGCUGCCCACCAUCGCCGGUGCCCUGGGCUUUCUGCUCGCCCCGGACGACGCCUAUGUGGGCCGUCUCAUCUGCUUCUACCUCACCGGCUCGUACCAGGCCUCCUUUGUCAUCUGUCUCUCCCUCGUCACCAGCAACACCGGCGGCCAGUCCAAGAAGAUGAUUGUCUCCGGCAUCAUCUGGCUCGGUUCCUGCAUCGGCUCCAUUUCGAGCCCCUUCUUCUACAAGGCCGACCAGGCGCCCAAGUACGCCCUCGGCAUUGGCUCCCUGCUGGUGACCAACAUUAUCGAGCUCCUCCUCUUCUUUGUCUUUCGCUACUCCUUUAUCUACGAGAACAAGCGCAAGCAGCGCCAGCGGGCGGCGCUCCGGGCCGCUGGUGGGGAUGCAGAUGCAGGUGCCUCCACUGUUCCUGGACUUAACGAGACGGCCUUUGGCGACCUGACCGACAGAGAGAACCCCAACUUUGUGUAUGUAUACUAG
This is a messenger RNA of Sporothrix brasiliensis 5110, 1614 nucleotides long. RefSeq lists its product as uncharacterized. The transcript has 2 exons. Gene Ontology annotation, molecular function: transmembrane transporter activity. The record is from RefSeq and is a predicted model, not a curated record. Lineage: Eukaryota; Fungi; Ascomycota; Sordariomycetes; Ophiostomatales; Ophiostomataceae. The coding region runs from base 1 to 1614 and encodes 537 amino acids. Gene Ontology annotation, biological process: transmembrane transport. Gene Ontology annotation, cellular component: membrane.